AUGUUCGGUAAUUUUAAACCAUUAUCUACGCUCCUUGAUAUAAACGAUCAAAGUACCUCCGCUGGUAACAGGCUAGACAAUGGCGUGCGGGUUGAGGAGAACGGAUUAUAUAUGGUUCUAUGGGAUACCGGAAUCACAGGGAAAUACCACUGGGGUUUGCUUGUCGCUCAGACAAAUACCUCUGGCGUCCUUUGCCAUCAAGCACUGAGUGGGCCUAACUGGAAGUUUAUUGUGGAAAUCAAGGACUUAUCGGUGUCAAAAUCGGUCUUGCUCGCUCUCAAAGUUGGAUAUCUUGAAAAAACCAACGACGAGUGGUUGUCGGCGAUGAAAUCUAUAAUCCGAAAUGCUACGGUGCACGGAGAGCUCACCUGUCGUACCUGGGCGCUGGCAGCCCUUUACGAGCUCGCCUCUGCGGGAUUUAUUGAUCUGGACCCUAAUUGGGAUCAUGUACAUGGGAUCGAGGAGGAGGCAAAAAGACUGGCAGAGCAUGCAAGAUUUACCGACACCAAGUUCGUUCAGCCGAGCCAGUCAGCUAAACUACAAUGA
Blastomyces dermatitidis ER-3 is the source of this 546-nucleotide messenger RNA. RefSeq lists its product as uncharacterized. The transcript has a single exon. Bases 1 to 546 code for a protein of 181 amino acids. NCBI's taxonomy places the organism in Eukaryota, Fungi, Ascomycota, Eurotiomycetes, Onygenales, Ajellomycetaceae. The record is from RefSeq and is a predicted model, not a curated record.